Molecule: messenger RNA, 3513 nt
Organism: Lethenteron reissneri (Far Eastern brook lamprey)
Lineage: Eukaryota; Metazoa; Chordata; Hyperoartia; Petromyzontiformes; Petromyzontidae
Product: ATPase family AAA domain-containing protein 3-B-like
Biological process (GO): mitochondrion organization
Cellular component (GO): mitochondrion
Molecular function (GO): ATP binding; zinc ion binding; ATP hydrolysis activity
Source: RefSeq, a predicted model, not a curated record
UUCGCCAUUGCUCCGAGCGAGAAGACGCACGUGGUCGGCUUUCGCCUGAUGCGGCGCAGGAUUACCACGACCCACGUGUGCGGCACACUGUAGUAGCAGCAGCGAGCAGCUAGCAGCUAGCGGCACGCGGAGAGCACGCGGCAAGCACGGGUCCUUGCAGCAGCAGCAAGCGGCGCUUAAUUAAGAGAUAAUUAACGUCGUGCAGCCUGAGCGCACGGCAUGUCGUGGUUGUUCGGGCUGAAUCGGGGCCAGGCGCCACCGCCUGUGCCGUUGGACACGGGAGCUGGACCCGGUGGUGGUGGUGGUGGAGCCGGGUCUGGCGCUUCGGGGUCAGGAGACGAGGCGCGGCCCAAGGACAAAUGGAGCAACUUCGAUCCCACGGGGCUGGAGCGAGCGGCCAAGGCGGCCCGGGACCUGGACGCCUCCAAACAUGCCAAGGAAGCCUUGGAUCUGGCGCGGAUGCAGGAAAACACGGUGCAGAUGGAAAAUCAGGUCAAGCUCAAGGAAUACGAGGGAGCCAUUGAACAGAUGAAGAGCGACCAGAUAAGGGUGCAGUCAGAGGAGAAACGCAAAACUCUGAUCGAAGAAACCAAGCAAAAUCAGGCGAGAGCUCAGUACCAGGAUCAGCUGGCCCGGCGGAGGUACGAGGACCAGCUGAAACAACAGCAACUCAUGAAUGAGGAGAAUUUAAGAAGACAGGAGGACUCUGUGCAAAAACAGGAGUCCAUGCGGAAAGCCACGAUCGAGCACGAGAUGGAGCUGCGGCACAAGAACGAGAUGCUGCGCAUCGAGGCGGAGGCGCGGGCGCGCGGCAAGGUGGAGCGAGAGAACGCCGACCUCAUCCGCGAGCAGAUCCGCCUGAAGGCAGCGGAGCACCGGCAAACCGUGCUCGACUCCAUCAAGACGGCUGGCGCGGUGUUCGGCGAGGGCUUCCGAGCGUUCGUGUCCGACUGGGACAAGGUGACGGCGGCCGCCGCGGGGCUCACGCUGCUCGCGGUCGGCGUGUACACGGCGCGCAACGCGACCGGCGUGGCGGCGCGCUACGUGGAGGCGCGCCUCGGCAAGCCCUCGCUCGUGCGCGACACCUCCCGCCUCACGCUGCUCGAGGCCGUCAAGCAUCCCAUCAAGGUGGGAAAACGCUUCACGAGCAAGCCGUUGGAUGCGCUGGAGGGAGUGGUGCUGAGCCCCAGGCUGGAGGAGCGAGUGCGAGACAUCGCCAUCGCCACACGGAACACCCGCUCCAACCGGGGCCUCUACCGCAACAUCCUUAUGUACGGGCCUCCCGGCACGGGCAAGACCCUCUUCGCAAAGAAACUUGCAGUGCAUUCUGGGAUGGACUACGCCAUCAUGACGGGCGGGGACGUGGCGCCCAUGGGCCGCGACGGCGUCACCGCCAUGCACAAGGUGUUCGACUGGGCCUCGACCAGCAAGCGUGGGCUUUUGCUGUUUGUUGACGAAGCGGAUGCCUUCCUGAGAAAGAGAUCCACGGAAAGGAUAAGCGAAGAUCUCCGUGCGACUUUGAACGCGUUCCUGUAUCGGACAGGAGAACAGAGCAACAAGUUCAUGCUGGUGCUGGCCAGCAACCAGCCCGAGCAGUUCGACUGGGCCAUCAACGACCGCAUCGACGAGAUCGUCAACUUCGCCCUCCCCGCGCUGGAGGAGAGGGAGCGCCUCGUGCGGCUCUACUUUGACCGCUACGUGCUGGAGCCGGCGACGCAGGGCAAACAGAGGCUCAAGCUGGCGCAGUUCGACUACGGCAAGAAGUGCUCGGAGAUCGCCAAGGUGGCCGAGGGCAUGUCCGGCCGCGAGAUCUCCAAGCUGGGAGUGGCGUGGCAGGCGGCAGCCUAUGCCUCGGAGGACGGCAUCCUCACGGAGGCCAUGGUGGACUCGCGCGUGAGCGAGGCCAUGCGGCAGCAUCGCCAGAAGAUGGAGUGGCUGCGGGCGGAGCGUGCGGGCGCUGGGGCGACCCAGGCGGCAGGGCCCGAGGAGGUCAGCGACAAGAGUCCCAAGGCCAGCGCCCAGAGUCUGUUCCCCAACGGAGGCGAGAAAACGUCGAGCUGAGUAGCUUCAGCUCGGUGGGAGGGGGAACGAGACUGGGGCCACGGUUCGUUGGUUUGAAAAAUCGGUGGAACGCCGGCAAAACCAAAAAAACCUUUGGCCUACGUUGCAGAGCGAACGUGGAAUUUAAGAGGGGAAAGAAAACUCAACAAGGUUUUAGACAAAGCUUGAGGCGAGGUAGCCCUGUAAAUUGAGUUGCCUUUAUGAUAUUGGUAAUCCGAUCUAGCAACGUGACAUUUUACAACAACUUGAGCGAGAGUAUGCGCGCGCGUAUAACGACGGUGCCUCAACGUAGUUUCACGUGUGUGGAUGGGUCAAUGUUCAUGGAACUAGCGAGUGAUUCUUUUUUUUUUUAGAGUUAUCGUCUCAUUCUGCGAAUUAACGGAUAAUAAUUGAAGAAAUGUAUAAUGAGCACUAAAUGGUUAGUGCCACGUAAUUCACUUUUUUCCACUUAUUUAAUUUGAUUGCGUGCACAGUCAGUCCCUGUACCCCGCUUUAAGGUUCUGAUUUUGGCGUGCGCGCGAGAGCCGUAUCCACGCAGCCUUCACGAGAGCGCCAGCGCGUUUUGUGCCUGCUAACGUGUUUACCUCGAGGCCACCGUUCUGGACGCGCCAAUAUUUGGCGCUCGCGCGUAUCUUUCACCGCAUGCAUGUGCGCCGAACUUCUUUCGCGCACCGUACGUAGCGCAACCGUGCUCAUUGGAGGUGCGGGGGAUGGACGGCAAACUAAACACAAGCAGUUGUAAAGAAAUUAGUUUUCAAUCUAGACGAUGUCAAAGUACAUGGCUCCAGUGACUUCCGAAUAUCGGAAGGAAGAGCGUUUUACAUACAGGGGGCAGGAAUCGAGCUCUGAUCACAUGUCUCGCAUUGCCAGACGCGGUGAUUAAAAUUAAAUUGCCAAACUAUUUUUGUUCCAGUACCUUGUCAUUACGAUCGGUGAAAUAAAUUAAGUCUGCAGUACCGCGAAAACGUGUUCUUUUAUGUUUGUUGCAAACAAAACAGUGUUUGUUGUUGCCCGCUGAAAACGAUAGCUGACUGCGUACUUUAAUGAUGAAGUAUGCUCUAGGAAGAUUAGUAAAUACAUGUGUAAAUUGCAUUGCUAAUUAGAAUUUACACCAAACUGCCUGGAAAUGUUAAGUGUUCAUGCUAAAUGGGACCAAGGGGCAAGUGGUAACCCUUGUAUUGAUUGAAAUAUUUAGAAGUAGAUGCAUUCACUGUUGGAAUUGUUCCGGGUGGGAGGAGGUGACUUGUAACUGGGCUGGGAAAAGGGAUCGUGUUCAUGUGUGCACCAACGGUUUGCCGUGAAUCAACGUGUAGGUUUGUGAUGCGCGUCACUUAACCGCCAAUGGUGAAUUAACUUGUGCACAGCCUAAAUCUUCCAUUCUACUCUGUACAGAGCAUCGUGAGCAAGCAGGUCCAUGCUGUUUUAAUAAUAAAAAAGGUCUUUUAAUGAAAA